GGCGAACCUUCCCAAACCCCGUCAAAUUGUCAAAUUUCGACACAAACACUUUCAACUUCGGGUUUUACCAGUUUUACCAGUUUUACCGCGGUGGGGCAAGAUUUUACGCGUCCAGCUAACGUGACAAGGGCUCCACGAGGCCAGGUCGGCCAGCUACAACAUGGCGCCAGGGGCUUCCAAGCUUUCCCUCGCUGCCCAGUUUGACGAUUUUUGUCGUCAGUCUGUCCGCAAAAGCAGCAUCGAGGCAGAGUUCCUCGCCUUUGUAAGGAACCAAGAAGAGUGUCGCAAGCAGUGGCAUGCUGCAGAAGUUGAGAAUGCUCGGCUGAGAAAAGAGCUGGAAGCUCUCAAGGGCUCUCAUCUGGAGCUCGAGCGCAGUCUGGCAUACACCAGGGAGGUGCUGGAAAAAGAAGUGCAGCGCAGAGAACGCAGCGAAGAAGAGAAAGAGGCUAAGCUAAAGCAGAUUGACCUCAUCCGAGAGUUCAUCAUGAACGACGUGGAGCUGAGAGACGAGACAAUGGAGAAGCUGCCAUUCCUGCGGCCCUCCAAUGCACACCAGGCCAGCAACCUCAACAGGCUGAACACGAUUGACGAGUCUGUGGGCUCGGUCCUGUCCAUCUCGCACAAAAGCUUGGACGACAGUGACCAUGGUGGCGAGGGCGUACGUCGCAGUACAAGGUUGCGGGGGAAGGGCAGUUCUGGCUGGGGUCAGCUCGAAGACGGAGUCAACGCACGCAAGCGCAGGUCUCAGGGCACGCAGGGUGGAGACGAGGUGGACUUAAAGCGUGCCAACGUCGUGGCCACCACGACGGUGACCGUGACGGACGGCCAGGACUUUGUGGCCACCUCGCGCUUCUUCACCCAGCCGGCGUCAUUGGUGCCCAAUGCUCCCCCACCACCGUGCCCAGUGCCUGCUGCAACUACGACGCCCCCUAUUCGUACCAGAGCUGACACGCCCUCCACGACUCCUGUAGACCAGCAGUGCUGCCUCGGGCCUUCGGGGGUCGCUCCCAGGCGUAUCAACUCUGCGGGCAAGCUGCAGUCGCGGGUCCACGACUUUGUGUCCAAGACGGUGAUCAGGCCUGAGAUGUGCGGCCCCUGCUGCAAGCGCAUCAAGUUCUACAAGACUGCUCUCAAGUGCAUGCGCUGCCGCUCCACCUGCCACCCGGAGUGCAGGGAUCAGGUGCCCCUCCCGUGUGUCCAGGUGUCCCAGACGCCCACCCAGGGUGGCUCUCACACGUACAAGGGCACCGUGAUUGCGGACCAUGUGCCCCCAUCGGCACCUAUGGUGCCGGCCAUCGUGGUGCACUGCAUCCAGGAGGUGGAGCGCCGGGGCCUCUCGGAGGUGGGCCUCUACCGCGUGUCCGGCUCGGAGCGUGAGGUGCGGGAGAUCCGGGAGCAGUUUCUGCGCGGCAAGGGGAUCCCAAACCUGUCAAAGGCAGACAUCCAUGCCAUUUGCAGUGUGCUGAAGGAUUUCCUGCGCUCCCUCCGCGAGACCCUCAUUUGCAAGUCAGUCUGGAGGCAGUUCGUCAAGGCCGCGGAGAUGGAACCCGGCAACAGAGUCUGGGCCACUUGGCAGGCAGUGACUCAGCUUCCACAGCCCAACCGGGACACCCUGGCAGCCUUGGUGCUUCACCUGCAGGCGGUGGCUGAGAGCCCCGAAGCCAAGAUGCCCAUCACGAACCUGGCGCGCGUCUUUGGGCCCACGGUCGUCGGGUUUUCUGUGCAAGACAUUGAUCUCGUGCCAAACAUACACCUUGAGACUGAGAAGCAAGCUCAGGUGAUGGAGAGCAUUCUCAACGUACCUGCCGAGUACUGGAAGACGUACAUGGAUGUCGAAAGCGACGACGACCUCGGGACUCCCGAACUCAAACCCGGUCCCGGAAGCGCCAUUCUUGGCCCCGUCCAUGGCUCCCUGGGGAAGAAGUCUGGACGCGCUCCUCAGAGAUUUACACCGGCUAGUCGCUCAAAGAUUUCUCUUAGCGCUGGUGCCACUAAUCCCAGGAGCCUGCCAAAAGGGCACUCCAUGGGAUCACGAAGGAUCUUUUUUACAUCGCCAGCCCUGAAGUAACCAAGGCUGUGGGACACAGCCUGCUAUUGUGUGAUUGACAGUGUGCUUUUUUUUAGCAUCUUAAUAAAGCCUAUGGAACAUGUG
Molecule: messenger RNA, 2152 nt
Organism: Ixodes scapularis (black-legged tick)
Lineage: Eukaryota; Metazoa; Arthropoda; Arachnida; Ixodida; Ixodidae
Product: rac GTPase-activating protein 1
Exons: 16
Coding region: 161-2068 (635 amino acids)
Biological process (GO): signal transduction
Source: RefSeq, a predicted model, not a curated record